GAAAGUUUGCAGGUCUGAACAGAAGGCAAAAGUACUCCCAAGAGACCGGCUUUGGGGAGGGGAGGGGGGAGGGCAGAACAGCUUUUUCUUCUUCCUUUCCUUCUUGUUCUUCUGUUUUGAAAUCUCUUCACUGUUAAAAAAAAGCCUUUCUCCUCACCCAAGUGGACCGGCACCGUUGGGACACCCUCGCUGUCCUGCUCCCCGUAACCCCUCCACAUUAUGUCAGUGGGUGCGAGGCGGCCAGAGAUUUCGUGCGGGUGCUGAAGGAGCUGCGGGAGCCGGUGAAGGAUGACGCUGCGCCGAGUCCGCCUGGCCGCAGGCUUGUUCUUCCUGGCCCUGGGGCUUUGGGGGCAGCCCGCGGAGGCUGCGGCUUGCCAUGGGUGUUCUCCUGGAUUAAAGUGUGACUGCAGUGGUAUAAAAGGGGAAAAGGGAGAGCGAGGAUUUCCAGGUUUGGAAGGACAUCCUGGUUUGCCUGGGUUUCCAGGUCCAGAAGGACCUCCAGGACCUCGGGGACAAAAGGGUGAUGAUGGAAUUCCAGGGCCACCAGGACCAAAAGGAAUCAGAGGUCCUCCUGGACUUCCUGGGUUUCCGGGAACACCAGGUCUUCCUGGAAUGCCAGGACAUGAUGGGGCUCCAGGACCACAAGGUGUCCCUGGAUGCAAUGGAACCAAGGGAGAACGUGGAUUUCCAGGCAGUCCCGGUUUUCCUGGUUUACAGGGACCUCCAGGUCCUCCUGGGAUUCCAGGUAUGAAGGGAGAACCAGGUAGUAUAAUCAUGUCAUCACUGCCAGGACCAAAGGGUAAUCCGGGAUACCCAGGUCCUCCUGGAAUACAGGGUCCAGCUGGUCCCAAGGGCAUACCAGGGCCAAUUGGUCCCCCAGGACCACCAGGUUUGAUGGGCCCUCCUGGCCCACCAGGGUUGCCAGGACCAAAGGGGAAUAUGGGCUUAAAUUUCCAGGGACCCAAGGGCGAAAAGGGUGAACAAGGCCUUCAGGGUCCACCUGGGCCACCAGGACAGAUCAGUGAACAGAAAAGACCAAUUGAUGUAGAGUUUCAAAAGGGAGAUCCGGGAGCUCCUGGUGACCGAGGACCUCCUGGACCACCAGGGAUGUGUGGUCCUCCAGGUCUUCCGGGUGAUAUGAAAGGUGAAAAGGGUGAGCCAGGAGAGCCAGGAAAAAGGGGUAAACCAGGCAAAGAUGGAGAGACUGGCCUACCAGGAAUGCCAGGAUUGCCUGGUGAUCCUGGAUACCCUGGUGAACCAGGAAGAAAUGGUGAAAAGGGCCAAAAGGGUGACACUGGCCCACCUGGGCCUCCUGGACUUGUAAUCCCUGCACCUGGGACUGGUGUAACUGUGGGAGAAAAAGGGAGCAUUGGAUUACCAGGCUUACCUGGAGAAAAAGGAGAUAGAGGAUUUCCUGGAAUACAGGGCCCACCGGGCCUUCCAGGACCUCCAGGGACACCAGUUAUGGGUCCUCCUGGCCCCCCUGGAUUUCCUGGAGAAAGAGGACAGAAAGGAGAUGAAGGUCGUCCUGGAAUUUGCAUUCCUGGAUCUCCUGGACUUGAUGGGCCUCCUGGGGCUCCUGGCCUUCCCGGGCCACCUGGACCUCCUGGUCCUCAUAUACCUUCUAGUGAAGAGAUUUGUAAAGAAGGCCCUCCAGGCCCACCAGGAUCUCCAGGUGAUAAAGGACUCCAAGGAGAACAAGGAAUGAAAGGUGACAAAGGUGACACCUGUUUCAACUGUAUUGGAACUGGUAUUUCAGGGCCACCAGGCCAACCUGGUUUGCCAGGUCUCCCAGGUCCCCCAGGGUCUCUUGGUUUACCUGGACAAAAGGGUGAAAAAGGAAACCCAGGUGCUACUGGUCCCAAAGGAUUACCGGGAAUACCAGGAGCUCCAGGUGCUCCAGGCUUUCCUGGAUCUAAAGGCGAUCCUGGCGACGUCUUCACUUUUCCAGGAAUGAAGGGUGAUAAAGGAGAGUUUGGCUCCCCUGGAGCUCCAGGACUCCCUGGUUUACCUGGUACUCCUGGACAGGAUGGAUUGCCAGGUCUCCCUGGCCCCAAAGGAGAGCCUGGUGGAAUUGCUUUUAAGGGUGAAAGAGGUCCCCCUGGGAACCCAGGUUUGCCCGGUCUCCCAGGGAGUAUGGGACCUAUGGGACCUGUUGGGUUUGGCCCUCCAGGCCCAGUAGGUGAAAAAGGCAUACAAGGUGUGGCAGGAAAUCCAGGCCAGCCAGGAUUACCAGGUCCUAAAGGUGAUCCAGGCCAGACUAUAACUCAGCCAGGGAAGCCUGGUAUGCCUGGUACUCCUGGCAGAGAUGGUGAAGUGGGUCUUCCAGGUGACCCAGGACUCCCAGGGCAACCAGGCUUACCAGGAAUACCUGGUAGCAAAGGAGAACCCGGUACCCCUGGGAUUGGGCUUCCUGGGCCACCAGGUCCCAAAGGCUUUCCAGGAAUUCCAGGACCACCAGGAGCACCUGGGACACCUGGGAGAAUUGGUCUACAAGGCCCUCCUGGGCCACCAGGCUUUCCAGGACCAAAGGGGGAGCCAGGAUUUGGGUUACCUGGGCCACCUGGGCCACCAGGAUUCCCAGGUUUCAAAGGAACACUUGGUCCAAAAGGUGAUCGUGGUUUCCCAGGACCUCCAGGUCCUCCAGGACGCACUGGUUUGGAUGGGCUACCAGGACCAAAAGGUGAUAUUGGACCAGUUGGGCAACCUGGGCCAAUAGGACCUCCUGGGUCACCAGGAAUUGGUGUCCAGGGACCCCCAGGCCCACCAGGGACUCCUGGGCCGAUAGGCCAACCUGGUGUGCAUGGAUUACCAGGAGAGAAAGGGGAUCCAGGACCUCCUGGAUUUGAUGUUCCAGGACCCCCUGGUGAAAGGGGAAGUCCAGGGAUCCCUGGAGCACCUGGUCCUGUAGGACCCCCAGGAUCACCAGGCAUUCCAGGAAAAGCAGGUGCCCCAGGAUUUCCAGGUGCCAAAGGUGAAAUGGGUAUGAUGGGACCCCCAGGUCCACCAGGACCUUUGGGAAUUCCUGGCAGAAGUGGUGUUCCUGGUCUUAAAGGUGAUGUCGGUUUGCAGGGUCAGCCAGGACUUCCAGGUCCUGCAGGAGAAAAAGGUGGUAAAGGAGAGCCUGGCUUGCCUGGACCUCCUGGAACAAUAGAUCCAAAUCUCUUGGGUUCAAAAGGAGAGAAAGGGGAACCUGGCUUGCCAGGUAUUCCUGGAGUUUCAGGGCCAAAAGGCUACCAAGGUUUGCCUGGAGACCCAGGACAACCUGGACUGAGUGGACAACCUGGAUUACCAGGAACACCAGGUCCCAAGGGUAACCCUGGUCUCCCUGGCCCGCCUGGACUUGUAGGACCUCCAGGAGUUAAAGGAAAUUUAGGUGAUAUGGGUUUUCCAGGCCCUCAAGGUAUGGAUGGGCCCCCUGGACCCCCAGGAGUUCCUGGUCAACCUGGCUCGCCAGGGGUACCUGGACAGAAAGGAGAUAAAGGUGAUCCUGGUGUUUCAGGAAUUGGUCUUCCAGGUCUCCCUGGCCCAAAGGGUGAACCUGGUCUACCUGGAUACCCAGGGAACCCAGGUCUCAAAGGUUCUGUGGGAGAUGCUGGUUUGCCUGGAUUACCAGGAAACCCUGGACCAAAAGGACAACCAGGCCUUCCUGGAUUCCCAGGAACCCCAGGCCUUCCUGGACCAAAAGGUAUUAGUGGUCCACCUGGAAAUCCUGGCCUUCCAGGAGAACCAGGUCCUGUAGGUGGUGGAGGUCAACCUGGGCCACCAGGACCUCCAGGUGAGAAAGGCAAACCAGGUCAAGAUGGUAUUCCAGGACCAGCAGGACAAAAGGGAGAACCAGGCCAACCAGGCUUCGGAAUCCCAGGACCCCCUGGACUCCCAGGACUUUCUGGUCAAAAGGGUGACGGAGGUUCACCGGGCAUGCCAGGAAAUCCUGGCCUACCUGGUCCAAAGGGUGAGCCAGGAUUUCAGGGUUUCCCUGGUGUUCAGGGUCCUCCAGGUCCUCCUGGUUCUCCUGCUCCAGCUUUGGAAGGCCCUAAAGGCAACCCUGGACCCCAAGGCCCUCCUGGGAGACCAGGUCCUACAGGUUUUCAAGGUCUACCAGGUCCAGAAGGUCCUAGAGGUCUCCCUGGAAAUGGAGGUAUUAAAGGAGAAAGGGGAAACCCAGGUCCACCUGGGCAACCUGGCCUACCUGGUUUGAAAGGAGAUCAAGGACCACCAGGAAUCCCGGGUAAUCCUGGCCGGCCAGGUCUCAAUGGAAUGAAAGGAGAUCCUGGUCUCCCUGGUGUUCCAGGAUUUCCAGGAAUGAAAGGACCCAUUGGAGUACCAGGGUCAACUGGCCCAGAUGGGGAACCAGGACUUACUGGACCCCCAGGUCCUCCUGGGUUACCUGGUCCUUCAGGGCAGAGCAUUAUAAUCAAAGGAGAUGCUGGUCCUCCAGGAGUCCCUGGCCAGCCUGGUUUAAAAGGUCUACCGGGACUACCAGGACCUCAGGGCUUACCAGGUCCAAUUGGCCCUCCAGGAGAUCCUGGUCACAAUGGACUCCCUGGCUUUGAUGGUGCAGGAGGGCGCAAGGGAGAUCCAGGUCUGCCAGGCCAACCAGGUACCCGUGGAUUGGAUGGUCCCCCAGGACCAGAUGGAUUACAAGGACCUCCAGGUCCCCCUGGGUCUGCCUCUAUUGCCCAUGGAUUCCUCAUCACACGCCACAGCCAGACAACAGAUGCACCACAAUGCCCAUAUGGAACAGUCCAGAUCUAUGAAGGAUUCUCUCUUCUUUAUGUACAGGGAAAUAAAAGAGCCCAUGGUCAAGACUUGGGGACAGCUGGGAGCUGCCUUCGUCGCUUCAGUACCAUGCCUUUCAUGUUCUGCAACAUUAAUAAUGUUUGCAACUUUGCUUCAAGAAAUGACUAUUCUUACUGGCUCUCCACCCCAGAGCCUAUGCCAAUGAGCAUGGAACCCCUGAAGGGUCAGAGUAUCCAGCCCUUCAUUAGUCGAUGUGCAGUAUGCGAAGCUCCAGCCGUGGUGAUCGCUGUUCACAGUCAAACCAUCCAGAUCCCACAUUGCCCUCAGGGGUGGGACUCUCUAUGGAUUGGUUAUUCCUUCAUGAUGCAUACAAGUGCAGGAGCAGAAGGCUCAGGCCAAGCUCUUGCCUCCCCUGGUUCCUGUUUGGAAGAAUUUCGUUCUGCUCCAUUUAUUGAAUGCCAUGGGCGUGGAACCUGUAACUACUAUGCCAAUUCCUAUAGCUUUUGGCUGGCCACAGUUGAUGUGUCAGACAUGUUCAGUAAACCUCAGUCAGAAACACUGAAAGCAGGAGACUUGAGGACACGUAUUAGCAGAUGUCAAGUGUGCAUGAAGAGGACAUAACAUUUUGAAGAAUUCCUUGUGUUUUAAAAUGUGAUAUAUAAAAAAUUCCCAGGAUUCAAUGUUUCACUCUACUCAACUAUACCACUGCUACCACCAAUGGUGCUACUAUACUAUUUGACCAAGACAGUGUGCUCACUAGUAACCAUGAAGAUUCAGAUGUACCUCAGCUAUGUGCCAGAGCAAGACCUCCAUUAUUUUCCCAUGAAAGAAAUAAGGAAAUGAAUUUACUUUUGGGAUCCAAAAGUACUUUCUCCAGGAACUAUAAGAUGAUGAUAUAUUAUGCCCAGUUGCUAAACAGCACAUUAAAAGUUUAAUUAAGAGAAGAAUCACACUGAAUAAACAAAAGACUGCAGUUUGGGGAAGAAUUGUUUUUCAUGGUGCUACUAAUCCUACUGUAUCCCUGGUUUUUAAUAUAGAAGUGUUAAGCGUAUUUUGCUUUGUAAGUACAAAAUGUGUAUAUUGUGUAAACAAUCUUUUAACUCAAAAUGUUGAGUCACUUAGAUGUGAUCUGGUAUGAAUCAGUCUUCACAGAAAAUGUUGGAAAGCUUAGAAUUCAAACAGAACAAUGUUAUAUGUGAGAGAAUUUAUACUCUUAAAUCAAGUUACUACUGAAAGCAAAUUAAUUUUGAGUUUUAGCCCCUAAAUUCUUACUUGGUGUUUUAAAAUAUCACUUCAGUUACUUUAAUCAGAAUGGUCCAUGUUCAUAUCAAAUUAUCAUAUCAAACAGUGCAAUUUCUUUUUUGCUAUAUUUUCUUAGACACUAUAAGGAUCAGAUAUCCCCUAUUUUCAUGGUUUUUACUUGUUGUGUUUGUUCAUUCACCACAAUUUUGAGAAACAAAAUUUACAAAAAAGAAAAACUAACAAUUCUUUUCCUGGUGCUUCUUAUGUAAAAAUGAUUUUCCUGUGGUCUUGCUUGUGUAAGAAGACAAUACUUGGUUAGUCUUCUCUGUUUAAUUACCAAAAGGCAAUAGACAUUUUUUACUCUUUUUUAUUUCAACCAUUUUAUGAUAAAUAUUCAUAGGGUACCUUAUUUCUCUAGCUGUCUUCUCUUCACUGAAUGUUUCUUAACACACUAGUA
Molecule: messenger RNA, 6442 nt
Organism: Jaculus jaculus (lesser Egyptian jerboa)
Lineage: Eukaryota; Metazoa; Chordata; Mammalia; Rodentia; Dipodidae
Gene: Col4a5
Product: collagen type IV alpha 5 chain
Exons: 52
Coding region: 289-5364 (1691 amino acids)
Cellular component (GO): collagen trimer; basement membrane
Molecular function (GO): extracellular matrix structural constituent
Source: RefSeq, a predicted model, not a curated record